AUUGUGUUGAUGAAAGAAAGAAGGUUAGAACUUAGAAACACCAGUGAAAAAGAGUCACAAUCAGAAAACAAAACAUAGAAAGUGUAUUGUGUGUGUGUGAGAGAAAACUGAAAAAGUGAAAGAUGAAGAGAGAGCAUAAGCUUGAACAUGAAGAUAUGAGUAGUGGGAGUGGUAAAUCAGGUGUUUGUUGGGAAGACGACGGUGGUGGUAUGGAUGAACUCUUAGCUGUAGUUGGUUACAAAGUGAAAUCUUCAGACAUGGCUGAAGUUGCUCAAAAACUUGAACAACUUGAACAAGCUAUGAUGGGUAAUAAUUUCCAUGACCAUGAUGAAUCCACCAUCGCUCAACAUCUUUCAAACGACACCGUUCAUUACAAUCCCUCUGAUAUCUCUAACUGGCUUCAAACCAUGCUUUCCAAUUUUGACCCUCAACCUAAUAACCCUUCCGUUAACUCCGACGAUAACGACCUUAACGCCAUUCCUGGUAAAGCCAUCUACGCCGCCGACGAGUUUACUUCCAGGAAACGAGUCAAACGAAAUGAAUCCGUUACCGUUACUACUGAGUCAACAACAACUCGUCCUAUAAUGGUGGUGGAGACACAAGAGAAAGGUAUUCGUCUUGUUCAUAGUUUGAUGGCUUGUGCUGAAGCUGUUGAACAGAAUAAUCUAAAGAUGGCGGAGGCUUUGGUUAAACAGAUCGGAUACUUAGCUGUAUCACAAGAAGGUGCUAUGAGAAAAGUUGCAACCUAUUUCGCUGAAGGUUUAGCUAGAAGAAUCUACGGUGUGUUUCCACAGCAUUCCGUUUCCGAUUCACUUCAGAUCCAUUUCUAUGAAACUUGUCCUAAUCUAAAAUUCGCUCACUUCACUGCGAAUCAAGCUAUUCUAGAAGCUUUUCAAGGAAAAUCUAGUGUUCAUGUGAUUGAUUUCUCGAUUAAUCAAGGGAUGCAGUGGCCGGCGCUUAUGCAGGCACUUGCUUUACGUCCUGGUGGUCCUCCUGCUUUUCGGUUGACCGGAAUCGGACCUCCGGCGUCGGAUAACUCAGAUCAUCUUCAACAAGUUGGGUGGAGGCUUGCUCAAUUUGCACAAACGAUUCAUGUUCAGUUUGAGUAUCGUGGUUUUGUUGCUAAUAGUUUAGCUGAUCUUGAUGCUUCGAUGCUUGAACUCCGGUCACCGGAAACGGAAUCUGUUGCGGUUAACUCUGUUUUUGAGCUUCAUAAACUCAACGCGCGUCCCGGCGCGUUGGAGAAAGUGUUUUCUGUUAUUCGUCAGAUUCGGCCGGAGAUUGUCACCGUUGUUGAACAAGAAGCAAAUCACAACGGACCGGCUUUUCUAGACCGGUUCACCGAGUCACUUCACUAUUAUUCAACUUUGUUUGACUCGCUGGAGGGUUCAUCGGUUGAACCGCAAGAUAAAGCUAUGUCAGAAGUAUAUCUAGGGAAGCAAAUCUGCAACGUGGUGGCGUGUGAAGGAACGGACCGGGUUGAACGUCAUGAGACGCUGAACCAGUGGAGGAACCGGUUUAAUUCGGCUGGAUUCUCUCCGGUUCAUUUGGGAUCUAACGCGUUCAAACAAGCGAGUAUGUUGUUAGCGCUUUUCGCCGGUGGAGAUGGUUACAAGGUGGAAGAGAAUGAUGGGUGUCUUAUGCUUGGUUGGCACACUAGGCCUUUGAUUGCAACUUCAGCUUGGAAACUCGCCGCCGCUAACUCAGUGGUGGUUUCGCACUGAUUCAACUCGUUCCUUUUUGCAUAUUUGCACAUUGCACACAACCCCUUUUUUUGGAUAAAAAAAAAAAAAUUUAAUUAUUUCAUACCCACCAAAAAAAAGGAAAGGAAAAAAAAAUUGGGUUGUGGGGUUGAGUGGACAAUGUGCAAUUGUGCCUUGCUUAGCUGUGAACACUGAUUGCAGCCUGAGACAAGAGACCCACCAUUGUCCAUUCUCUCUUUCUCUCUGUUAAUUUACUUUUUUUCUGGCUUAGGACUUUCUCUGUUCAUUGUUUUUUAACCUUGGGUUGGAAAUGGAAUCUCUUGUAAUUUUUCAGGCUUAAUAUGUAUUUAUUUUAUGUUUUGACAUAUGUAGCUUGCUGCUGGUGGUAAUAAUAAAUAGAAUCUUCUUUUA
Medicago truncatula (barrel medic) is the source of this 2114-nucleotide messenger RNA. The record is from RefSeq and is a predicted model, not a curated record. Lineage: Eukaryota; Viridiplantae; Streptophyta; Magnoliopsida; Fabales; Fabaceae.